AUGAUUCCUAAUGGAUAUUUGAUGUUUGAAGAUGAAAACUUCAUUGAGUCAUCUGUUGCCAAACUAAAUGCCUUACGUAAAAGUGGUCAGUUCUGUGAUGUCCGUCUCCAGGUAUGUGGACAUGAGAUGUUGGCACACCGAGCCGUGCUAGCUUGCUGCAGUCCCUACCUGUUUGAAAUCUUCAAUAGUGAUAGUGAUUCUCAUGGAAUUUCCCAUGUUAAAUUCGAUGAUCUCAAUCCAGAAGCUGUUGAAGUUCUGUUGAAUUACGCCUAUACUGCUCAGUUGAAAGCUGAUAAAGAACUGGUGAAAGAUGUGUACUCUGCAGCAAAGAAGUUGAAGAUGGAGAGAGUUAAGCAGGUUUGUGGUGACUAUUUGCUCUCCAAGAUGGAUGUUCAGAGCUGCAUCUCUUACCGAAACUUUGCAAGUUGUAUGGGAGACUCACGUUUGUUGAACAAGAUUGAUGGCUACAUUCAGGAACAUCUUUUACAGAUUUCAGAACAGGAAGAAUUUCUCAAACUUCCACGGUUAAAGCUUGAAAUAAUGCUGGAAGACAAUGUUGGCCUACCCAGCAAUGGCAAAUUGUACACAAAGGUAAUCAACUGGGUACAGCGCAGCAUCUGGGAGAAUGGAGACAGCCUGGAAGAUCUAAUGGAAGAGGUUCAAACGCUGUACUACUCAGCUGAUCACAAGCUGCUUGAUGGAAAUCUGCUAGAUGGACAGGCUGAGGUGUAUGGCAGUGAUGAUGACCACAUUCAGUUUGUGCAGAAGAAGCCACCACGUGAGAAUGAUCACAAGCAGAUUAGUAGCAGCUCCUCUGGAAGUCUCUCUCCAAAUGCUACUGUUCAGAGUCCUAAACAUGAGUGGAAAAUCAUUGCUUCAGAGAAAACUUCAAGUAACACCUACCUGUGUCUUGCUGUUCUGGAUGGUGUGCUGUGCGUGAUAUUCCUGCACGGCCGUAACAGCCCUCAGAGCUCUCCCACGAGCACGCCGCGACUGCUGAAGAGUCUGAGUUUUGAGCUUCAACCAAACGAUAUCAUAGAGAAGCCCAUGUCUCCAAUGCAGUACGCUCGGUCUGGGCUGGGCACAGCAGAACUUAACGGCAAGCUGAUUGCUGCAGGUGGCUAUAACAGAGAGGAAUGUUUGCGCACGGUGGAAUGCUACGAUCCGCAAAAGGACACUUGGACUUUCAUUGCACCGAUGAGGACACCAAGAGCUCGGUUCCAGAUGGCAGUUUUAAUGGGGCAACUGUAUGUUGUGGGUGGGUCAAAUGGUCACUCGGAUGACUUGAGCUGUGGUGAAAUGUAUGAGCCUGAAAUAGAUGACUGGACUCCUGUUCCAGAACUGAGAACCAAUCGCUGCAAUGCAGGUGUAUGUGCCCUGAAUGGAAAGCUGUACAUCGUUGGUGGUUCAGAUCCUUAUGGCCAAAAGGGACUUAAGAACUGUGAUGUGUUUGAUCCCAUAACAAAAUCUUGGACAAGCUGUGCUCCCCUUAAUAUCCGGAGACAUCAGUCUGCAGUGUGUGAGCUGGGUGGAUAUUUAUACAUCAUUGGAGGAGCGGAAUCGUGGAACUGCCUGAAUAGCGUGGAGCGUUACAAUCCCGAGAACAACACUUGGACCCUGAUUGCACCCAUGAACGUGGCUCGACGAGGAGCUGGCGUGGCUGUUCGUGACGGAAAACUCUUUGUUGGUGGAGGCUUCGAUGGCUCUCACGCGGUGAGCUGCAUGGAGAUGUACGACCCUGCGAAGAACGAGUGGAAGGUGAUGGGAAGUAUGACUACUCCGAGGAGCAACGCCGGCAUUACGACGGUGGCAAACACUAUUUAUGCAGUUGGGGGAUUCGAUGGCAAUGAAUUCUUGAACACAGUUGAAGUCUACAAUCCAGAGUCAAAUGAAUGGAGCCCCUACACAAAAAUUUACAAGUUUUAAGUGGAUUAAAUUCCCUUUUCAAACUAACAGGCUUAGUGAUGUAAUUGUGUUUGAGUAGAGGUACACGUGUGAAUAGGGUUGGGGAGGGCAGAGAUGUUGCCAACAGCAACACAGAGCUUUUGCAUAUUGCAUAUUAAUGUGCUGUACAUAUUUGUUUUGGAAAGAAUAUCAAGAUGAAGGGGGUUUUGUGUAUUCUAGAACUUUGUUUUAGGGUUUUUUGUGGUUUUUUUUUUUUUUUUAAGAUUUUUUGAAGAUAAUGCAAGAGAAACUAGACCGGGCAUAUCAUUUUAGGAGCUUCCCCCAGGGUUUGUUUUGUCACUUUGCACAUUAA
Pterocles gutturalis (yellow-throated sandgrouse) is the source of this 2257-nucleotide messenger RNA. RefSeq names its product influenza virus NS1A binding protein (gene IVNS1ABP). Bases 1 to 1926 code for a protein of 641 amino acids. Gene Ontology annotation, molecular function: protein binding. Lineage: Eukaryota; Metazoa; Chordata; Aves; Pterocliformes; Pteroclidae. The record is from RefSeq and is a predicted model, not a curated record. The transcript has 13 exons.